GUUCGACGCGGACGUUUUUUUUUUGGUGCGUUUGUUGUAGAUGUGGUGUGGAUCUUUUUGUAUUGCUUCCGAAGCGCCAUCUAUAAGUCAGUUAUAUCGGUUGUCUGUUUUGGGGCUGUGAGUGAGUGAUUCGAAUGUGCCGAUUAGCUCGAUCGAACCGUCAGUCGUUGGUUGACCACCGUCGGAUUAAGUCGUUCGUAGAGUUUUCAGAUAACGGACAAAUUGGAGCAACAUUGGUUCAGUGAUUAAAGUAGUGAUAAGUAGGAAGCACUGAAGUGGAGAAAAGAGGAUCAGUGAGAAAAUUUGGUUCGACAUUGGAAGGCCGCCGAAGAGGAUUCGAUUACCGAUCGAACAGGAUCAGGUAUUUUGCGGCCGCGCGGUUAUCGAGCUCCGGACCGGAAGUAUGGAGUGUCAUAAGGAGCCACAGUGUUCAGGUUCCAGUGUGAAUUCGAGACGGUGAGAAAAGAUUCAGUGCGGUUACUCUGGACAACUUCGAGUACAGAAGAAAAAACAGGUGCGAUGUUGAUUCAGUGCAAGAAGUGAAUUGGAAGAAAAAAUUCAAAUCAUCGACGGAAGAAAUAGGAUCUGAAACCAGAAGCGGGAGCGGUGAAAGGUGUGAUUAGAAAUGCAACGGAUUUUAACCGCUCGCAACACGGGCUUGUGGGCAGUAUUGAUCCUGACGUUAGUUUCCGAGUGCUGGACGGGACACGUGGCGCCAACUUUGACAGAGGUAGAACUCGAGGACGACUACCUGGUCGCCACUAACGAACUGGAGCAGCAGUGUAUUCAUCGCUGUCCCGAUCAGAACCGAACCGGCUUCAAUGAGCACAUCGACGUCAGCUGCGGCAGUGAUUGCUACCUCACGCAGUGCGCUGUCGGUUGUCGCCUGUGGGAGCUAGGACUGGAAUCUUCCUGCCAAAAUGUUUGCAACAAAACCGAUCAGGAGUUGCUGGAGCCCAAAGAACUGUACUGUGUGAUGGGUUGCAACGAUGCUCUCAAUCGGUACUUCAGGUGGCUCAAAACCGAAAUCGGUACACCGUCGGCUCCGGCUCUGGUGGCCGACAGUCUCACGGCCACAUCACUCUCCCUGGAGUGGGAAGUACCGGAGCGAUUGGUGCAGCUGUCGCAGCACAAGAGCCAUGGUCCACGCAGUUACCUAGUCCAGUGGCGCUACGAGGAAGUUGCCGGGGAUUGGAAGUUCUGUCGAAACCAGAGUAUGGGCGAUAAUUCCACGAUACGAGUGGAUAAUCUUCAACCAUACACCAAAUAUCGGUUUCGCGUAGCUCUGCUACUGUCACCACGGCACGACGAAGUACUCAUCUCGGAGCAGAGUGUCAUCAUUCUUACCUUGGCCCAAGGUCCACCGAUAUCCGAACCGAAAAUUGUACGCGCCGUUGCGGUAGAUCAUUCACGAAUAUCCAUCUCAUGGGAACCUGGUCCGUUCCCGAACGGUCCCGUCCUGUCAUACGUGCUACAGAUCAAAGAUCUCGACCCCAUAGGCUACAGUGCCCUCAAGGAUAUCCCGGAGUCCAAUUCCUCCCGGUAUUACAUCUUCGAGAAGCUAACCGCCGAACGGAACUACUCCGUUUCGGUAACGAUGCGCAACCCGGAAGGAGAAGGUCCACCUUCGGUGACCUACGUGCAAACUCCCACUCAACCACUGGAUCUGGAGGAGGACAUUCAACCGACGCUUAUCCUCGGUGCGGAACACUCCGUGCUUUCGCAAGGAUCGGAUCUCCUUUCGGACCCCCCGACUAACUUCUAUCGUAGUCCCAACCACAGAAUUCGGGGAACGGCUAUUCAUAUCCGAAAAAGUCUAAUCUUCGUUUCCGAUGAAGCCGGGUUCGUCUACAAGGCUCCUUUACGAUCGGGAGCGGAAAAAGGUCGUAUUGCCAUCUUGACUCCGGAGGCUGGCCAUAACUUCAGACCGACCUUGUUGUCCGUGGAUUGGCUGAACGACCAUUUGUACAUAUUGGGACAAGCCAAAACAACUGGGUUGUGGCAGAUUUCUCGAUGCGAUUUCAGUGGCGAUCGUAUGACAGUUGCUAUUGCCGGUCUACAGCGGCAACCGGAACACUUCGAAGUAGACCCCUUCAAUGGAUAUCUGUUCUGGGUGAUUAGCAGUCGCACUCCGGAUGCCGGGCUCUUUCGGCUUGAUCUCGGUGAUAUUUCCAAUGGCGUAAAGCACGAGAUAAAACCAUUGCAAUUAAACAAUCACCACAACCUGGGAGCGUUCUCCAUCGAUCACACUAGCUUUCGGGUGUUGGUUCCCGACCAGGACGCCAACACGGUCCUAGCCGUCUCGUUGGAUGGGAAAACGACCGAAAAUAUUCGUAGCAAUACGCAACGGCCUCGAUUCGAAAAGGUCAACUCCAUUGCCUUAGCCAAUGGUUUGUUCUACUGGACCAACGGCAAGGAAGUCCUCGCCGAAGACUAUCACCGAAGGCAGGAUAGCUACUACCAUAAUGCGUUUCCGAUCGCCUCCAACAACACCUAUUUCAGCAUAUGCGUGAACCUUUCGUCAGCUCAGCCAGUGCCGAUACCGGUUAAUCCACCGAGAAACGUUCAGGCCUUGCUGACUAAUAAUAAAAUCAAAAUCUUCUGGAACGAACCGCACCUACUGGGAAUUAAAGGCAAAGGCGCUUGGCAGGAGUGGAUAUACGAGUUGGCAUUGAGUGAGGAAAACAGUGGAACUGUACUGACAUUUCCGGAAAUUAGCGGCACAUCGUUUACCUCGAUAGAUGGAGAGCUGCUAGCACCUGGUAAACAGUACGUAAUAAAGGCCGCUGCCUAUACCAAUGCGGGCCGUGGGCCAUGGAGUACGGAGUUCCACGCGCGCACCCUGAAGGACGCUCACGAACGGCAUUUGCUCUGGUCCGGCAGUGAAGGGAUCAUGCGAAGCGAUGUCAUUGGCGACAGUGUCGAGAUGUUGAUAUCCCGAACAGACCUGGAAGACGGAGUGGUCACGGAUAUUACCUGGUUCGAAAGUGUCCUGUAUGUGGUUAGCAAUUCGACACUGAUGUUUUACAAUCAGAGCGAAGGACAGAUCAGCAAGCUGCGGGAGCUGGAAUCGGUGGAGUGUGUGACGGUCGACUGGAUCGGACGAAGGUUGUAUUUCUACAAUCCCUCGCAACAGAUGAUCAUGAGGAGCAGCCUGCACGGGGAACAGCACGAACCGAUCCAUAACGUGAAGAACGUUCGGGAGAUCAAGUUCGAUGCCCUACGUGGGUACAUCUACUACACGUCGGAGUUUGCAAUGGAAGCGUUUCGGUUGAACGGGAAGGAUAAACACAGCUACUACCUGGAGAAUGAUCGGUUCACCGGGAAGGGAGUGAUUGGGUUGACACUGGAUAUGAACAGCGAAAAGGUGUACUGGAUCGUGAGGAGUAUCAGCAACUCGGAGUUAUUCAGUGCGCAUAUGGCCGGUACGGGUUCGGCAAAAAUCACCUCCCUGGUUACGAGAUUAUCCGAACAGUCGCCUCGUGGUCCUCUGUCGCACUUCAGUGAUCGAUUACUGUGGCUUCAACAGGACGAGGUGGUGGUCGGUGAUUUGCGAGGCGAAAACUUGGCUCACAUCCGGAACCAAAAGCUCAACGGAACGCGGGCUUUCACGAUAGUAGAUCCGGCGCACCACGUCUAUCCGGAGGAUAACCAGAAUGUGAAUGUACUUCCAACGCAGAUCAACGACACCUCGAUCCGCAUUCAGGGAACCUGGAAGAAGUUCAGCAUCGUGUGGGAUCCGGUAACGAACGUCAACUACGGCAAAGUAUUCUAUAAACUUACCAUAAAAGUAAAGGGUAAGAAAGACGAAAUUCACGAACUGUCCAAGCCUUUCCAUCCGUACAACAGCUCGGGAGCCAACUUGCUUCCACCGCAUACGGAAAUCAACAUAACCAUCAAUGCCUUUACCUAUUGGAGAUCGUCGGUGUUCUCCGCUGCCAGACUAUUUAGUCCGUCCGGUAAACCAUCGCAGCCAACGAGGCCUCGAGUAUUUAUCAGACAUAGCCAAGAUCCAAUCGAGGAUACGCAUACCGUAGAGGCUACCUUCCGCUGGUCGACGCCUAAAACUCCGAAUGGACCAAUCAUCGGGUACAAAGUUCACUGCUGGUACGAAGAGGAUGGCAUCAAUAACCAAGUGCUGCAGAAUGAACUGAUAAAUCGUACCGAGCUCAUCGUUCCGAACAUGGUACACAAUGUGAGUUACUUCUUCCGGGUUCAGGCACUCACGAAGGCUCGAGAGGGCGAUAUGACGGCAGUGCUAACCGUGAACACCGCCGAAGAUCACCCAAUUCCGCAGGCGUUGGUUGCUACGGCUGAUCACAUCAUAAAGGUGGAUUUCGAUUCGGGAGAAUCCCAUCAGAUUGUGGGUACUUCAACGCCAGUUAGUUUCAUGGUUCGGUUGGCAAGAGAACGAAAACUAAUUUGGGUGGACGAAAACAAUGAACUGUUUCAGUUUGACGGUUCAGCGAAAACGAAGCUCUACUCGAUCGGGGGCCCUGUGCUGUCACUGUCCGUCGACUGGAUCCGAAGAAUACUGUACUGGUCACAGCAGGAGGUGAUCGGAAGUGCGAUCUACGCUUUCGAUCUGAACCGAUUCGAGGAUGAAGGAGUACACCUGGAGAAGAUCGUUUACAGUGCCAGCAACAUAACGAACCUGGUGGUGGCACCGUUCAACCGGAAGCUUUUCUGGACGGAAAAGGUUCCCGAGGAUGUUAUUUACGUGCACGAUUUCGAUGAGAACCGAACGGAGGAGUUUUUCGAUGAUAGUUUCGAGGAGUGCCCGAAUAGAACGGCGGGAAUUACGGUGUAUCCGUUGUUAGCGUUGCAAACAUCGGUCGACGAGGAGGCGAGGCUGUUCUGGGCCGAGACCGGGUUCCGAAGUGUGGGAUUGAGCAGUAGGGUCUGUAUGAACUUUGGUUUCGAGUACUACCCGAAGAUGAAGAGUGUUGCGAAGGAUAGCGAUCACUUCUAUUGGUUGGAGGAUGAUGAAGCGAUCGUUCGAACGGAUGAAAAGGGUGAAAUCAUAUCGAAAACGGUUGCCGGUGCACGGAUCUUGCUUCCGCUUCAGUUGCAGUACUAUCCGGAAAGACGAUGUUUGAUUCCGUUGCAGAGGAAUCAAAAUUACCAGGCAAAGAUGCUACAGAGAACGGAGAAUUCGCUGACACUGUUGCUACCGAAACCGGAAGUUCAUCCGAACUGUUCGACGGAACCGAGUGGAAUUCGAUACGUCAUCUAUUAUGACGUACUCAACGAAACUGAUUCGAAUGCUACGGAAGAUUGUGAUGCUACUAGCUGCAGCUACGUGACUUCCUAUGAUCGAAGUAAAACCAUUCGAGGUUUGCGACCGUUCACCAAGUAUCGGUUACAGGUACUGCUGAUGAACUACUAUCAGGAACUUCUGUUUGGAGUAGCUAGGGACUCGAUGGAUAGCCCCCAGCUUGGUUCACUGGCGAUAUUCUCGACUGCUGCCGGUGCCCCUUCGAAGCCUCGCAAUGUCAGUGUGCUAGCGAUUAGCCCCACGGAGGCCGUGGUUCAUUGGUCUCCUCCGUUGAUUAAGAACAGUGAUCGUGUGUGGUACGAGAUACAUUGGCAGACGGAGUACAUUCACGAUGGGUCCAAAAAUCGACAGCAGCAGUUGGUUACUGAUUUCAACGAAACUUCAAACAAUCUUUCGAUCAACCUAACUAAACUGCAGCCCAAUCAAGCCUACGCCAUAUGGAUAAUGGCGUAUUCCACCGAGGCGACCUUCAGUGAAAGCGAUCACGUCAAUAUCGUAACCUUCCCGGAACCAGAAGACAUUCACCUGGUUACCAUCUCGUCCGAUGAGCUGGGCGUCAGUUGGAAACCACACCGGAAUAUCACAACGUACAAACUGCAGUACUCGGCCGUGGGUAGUAAAACGUGGACAACUGUCUUUGAAACUGGCGUCAACAGUACGGCCCCGGAGAAGGGUCUGUUUCAAGUAACUGGACUUCAACCGAAGACCCAAUACCGGUUUAUCGUACUGCUGUUCUAUCCGAAUCGCAAAAAUCCGUACGUAUGGCCUCCGGACGCCCGAUUCAUCUACGAAACGGAAGCGGAUCGGCCGAGUGCUCCCGGGCGACCGUUGGUGACACAGAUUCGGCAGGAUGUCUAUAAGGUUUCCUGGGAACCGUCGCGAGAUAACGGAGCCGCAAUUCUAGAGUACGCACUCGAAGCACUGGUGCGAUCACCCCGCAGCACCAAUCGGGUUGAGCGUGCCGCCGUAUCGGCCAGUGUCGAAGAACUGGAAGAAGAUAGUUCGGAGGAAAUGAACAAUACAAUCCCGACUCGAGCCGAUGUCGGUUCCACCGAUAGCCAGGAGUACUUAACCUUUGACGAACAUUGGGAUCUCGUUUACAACGGAACGGACGUCUAUUGGAUCAUCCCGGAGAAGCAGCCUAUCCACAAGCACACCUUCCGAGUGAGGGCACGGAACAGCUGCGGUUGGGGUCCGUUCAGUGGCGAAAGUGAGCCCAUCAGUCAACCGCUACUUUCCGGACAAACCGGAAACUACGUAAUCAUCGCCGUCAUGUUUGUCAUGGCCAUCUUCAUCAUUUUCGUCGUCCUGAUCUUCGUGUGUGCGUGCCGUCGAGCAGAGAUAGAAAAGAAAAUUUUUAUUGAUGCAACCACUACUCGCAUUCCAGAUGUGGAGCUAGCGAACCUCCGCGAGCUGCCCCGGCGUGGCAAUUUCAUUCACAGCAAUAACAUCCUGUACAUUUCGGGGCCGCUCACGGAUUCGGAGAUAGCACUGUUGCCGCAAAUUCGCCGUGAACAGAUUACUAUGACCAGUUCACCCUUCCUGGGUAGCGGUGCGUUCGGCGAGGUUUACGAAGGAAUCGUCAAAGGAGUCGGUGGUGAAGCGGAGACAAGAGUGGCUAUCAAGACCUUACGAAAGGGAGCUACCGAACAGGAGAAGGCCGAGUUCCUCCAAGAGGCACAUCUGAUGAGCAACUUCAAACACAAACACAUUCUGAAGCUGAUCGGUAUCUGUUUGGACUUGGAUUCGCUGUACAUAAUCAUGGAGCUGAUGAGAGGUGGUGACCUGUUGAGUUACCUGCGCUCCAAUCGCCCGUCACCGGGUAAUCCUUCGCCGUUGACGCUACUGGAUCUGAUUACGAUGUGUGUGGAUGUGGCUACGGGCUGUCGCUAUCUGGAAGAGAUGCACUUUGUCCAUCGCGAUUUAGCGUGUCGAAACUGUUUGGUAUCCUCUCCGGAUCCCCGAGAACGAGUCGUCAAAAUUGGCGAUUUCGGUUUGGCGCGAGACAUUUACAACAACGACUACUAUCGAAAGGAAGGUGAAGGAUUGCUUCCGGUGCGAUGGAUGUCUCCGGAAAGUUUGGUGGAUGGAGUGUUUACCUCGCAAUCGGAUAUCUGGGCCUUUGGCGUUCUACUGUGGGAAAUUAUGACACUGGGACAGCAGCCAUAUCCAGCCAGGAAUAACCUGGAGGUUCUGCACUACGUGCGGGACGGUGGUCGGCUCACUCGACCGCAGGAUUGUCCCGAGGAGCUCUAUCAACUGAUGCUUAAAUGUUGGAGCUACUCGCCGGAGGAUCGGCCGACCUUCCGGUACUGCCUGGAAGAACUGAAAUCACUACAGGAGCGAACUAGUGACUCAAUACUAAUCACAUCACAGUUCCCGUGUAAGGUGCAGAAUGGUGCGGUAUUUAACCGAUCCUAUCUGCUUUCCGACAUCAAUCACAACCCGUUCAUGGCAGAUAUUAAAUUCGGAAACAGUGGUAGUGGCGGAGCUUUCAUCAUUACUCCGGCGACUUCCUCCAGCAGCAGCGGAGCUACGGUGAUGACCACAACAAUACCCAAGUAUCUAGAGCUGGUGUACGACGAUAGCAACAGUAACAACAGCAAGUGCUCGACCGGUGAGGAAGUUCCGCUGACGGUGGGUUUGGUGAAUGGUAGUCUAUCGCCGUCAGCUUUAACCGAUAAUGGAUAUGAGAUCCCGAUAAACGAGAUCCUCCAACGGCAGCAGACCGCUAGCUGUAGCAAUAGCAAUAAGGGACGUACAUUUUCCAGCUCGUCGACGGUGAGCAACCUUAGUACAGUGCCGUCGGUUAUGGCAGCGUCUACGAUUGCAUCCGGUUCGGGAGUUUGUCACCAACAACAACAACAACAGCAGCUCCAUCAAGAACGACUAGACGACUGUUCAAGUCUGGAAGCUUUGUUACCGAUGAGUUCGAUUCUCACCGUCAAGCUACCAGAAGAGCUUCCGACAGACUACAACGGGAACAGCGGAACUCCGAUCGCUGAACCGUCGCAGCGGUACGAUGAAAGUGAUAGUAUUAUCAGGGAACAGCUUGCGGUGGUCGACGAAUGUAAGACAAUGAUGUAAGCCGUACUCCGACAGUCGACAAAUGUUAGAAACAUUCCAAAGAAUCAUAGCAGCUAGUUAGUAGUGGUAAGAUGCUCACAAGGCAGUUAACGAACGACUUUCAGUAGGCAGAUAGAUAGAUAGAUAGCUGUAAGUUCUAGGUUCCAAUUGUACAUAGCUAGGUCAAAUUUCCUGCAACAGCAAACCACAAUCAACAAAAGUAAUAGGUUAAGAUGAAAUCCAAAUGUUCCAAAUGUCAGUGUUCUCGUCGCCAAAAAGAAACUAACGCUUCCGUUCGAUCCCUUAGAGUUCGUGUCAUCCGGGAUGAGAGAUGGGUGGCUAAGGGAGCUAUUCGAACAGGAAGCUUUGGUAAAAUUUUCCUACUUAGAUUAUUUGCUAGCAGAGUUUUCCUGUACAUAGCUUGACUUAUAGACCUCUGGUAGAGCUUCGGUUUGAAAUAAUUGUAAAUAGUUUACUGUCAGUGGCUAUCUGUGAAUGUUCGAGUUGGUUUGUGCAACUUACGAAAACCAAAAAUAUGAUCACCCUUAUAUUAAAGGUGACCGACUGAAUCGGAUGAGUGUGUUGAAUAUUUCGAUGGAUGUUUUAAUUUGUUAAAUAUUGUCUUGUAAAAGGCAAAAAAUACUAUUUUUUUACGAGCAAUAAGUUAUUGUUUAUUAGUUUACCGUAUGCAACGUUCAGAUCUGAGUUUGAGAAACGACAGUUGAAAAAAUACACUGAAACCAAGAAGAAAACUAGAGCGAUAAUCAAUCAGUAAAAAUAUAUGUUAGUAUGAUAUAAACAACGUCGAACAAUAAGAA
Messenger RNA from Malaya genurostris, 9162 nucleotides. RefSeq names its product protein sevenless (gene sev). Gene Ontology annotation, biological process: cell surface receptor protein tyrosine kinase signaling pathway; protein phosphorylation; regulation of TOR signaling. NCBI's taxonomy places the organism in Eukaryota, Metazoa, Arthropoda, Insecta, Diptera, Culicidae. Bases 626 to 8365 code for a protein of 2579 amino acids. The transcript is spliced from 14 exons. The record is from RefSeq and is a predicted model, not a curated record. Gene Ontology annotation, molecular function: transmembrane receptor protein tyrosine kinase activity; protein binding; ATP binding. Gene Ontology annotation, cellular component: signaling receptor complex; membrane.